AUGUUGAGUUUGAUGGGCGACAAUGCAAGCUCUAAUGACAUGCUGACAACAGAACUUGCCAAGUGCAUGGAUUCGUUCGGUGGCGCACUGAGCCGAACACGUUGUUUUCUACAUAUUGUCAAUCUCAUUGCGAAGUCCAUCAUCAAACUGUUUGACGUACCUAAAAAAGAGCAGGCUCGAUUGGAUGACGAGGCACCUGAA
Molecule: messenger RNA, 201 nt
Organism: Suillus discolor
Lineage: Eukaryota; Fungi; Basidiomycota; Agaricomycetes; Boletales; Suillaceae
Exons: 1
Source: RefSeq, a predicted model, not a curated record